Molecule: messenger RNA, 4945 nt
Organism: Antechinus flavipes (yellow-footed antechinus)
Lineage: Eukaryota; Metazoa; Chordata; Mammalia; Dasyuromorphia; Dasyuridae
Gene: MYO1H
Product: myosin IH
Exons: 30
Coding region: 31-3273 (1080 amino acids)
Biological process (GO): vesicle transport along actin filament; actin filament organization
Cellular component (GO): myosin complex; microvillus; plasma membrane
Molecular function (GO): microfilament motor activity; actin filament binding; ATP binding
Source: RefSeq, a predicted model, not a curated record
GAGGUGAGACGGAAGCACAUUAAGCUGCACAUGGAAGGAGCGUUAACCGCGCGUGACAAAGUCGGGGUUCAAGACUUUGUGCUGUUGGAUUCUUACACCAGCGAAUCCGCUUUCAUGGAUAAUCUCCGCAAGCGUUACAGAGAGAACCUCAUCUAUACCUACAUUGGGACCCUCCUUGUGUCGGUGAAUCCUUACCAGGAGCUGGGCAUCUACACAAUGAAACAGAUGGAGCUUUAUCAAGGGGUGAAUUUCUUUGAACUACCACCACAUGUUUAUGCUAUAGCGGAUAACGCUUACCGCAUGAUGUGCUCAGAACUCAAUAACCACUUUAUCCUGAUCUCUGGGGAGAGCGGUGCCGGUAAAACAGAGGCAUCCAAGAAAAUUCUCCAGUACUUGGCGGUGACCUGCCCAAUGACGGAAUCACUACAGAUAGCCCGUGAUCGAUUAUUGCUUUCGAAUCCAGUCCUGGAGGCUUUUGGAAACGCAAAAACUCUCCGAAAUGAUAAUUCCAGCAGAUUUGGAAAGUACAUGGAUAUCCAAUUUGAUUUUAAGGGAAUUCCAGUAGGCGGUCAUAUUAUCAGUUACUUGAUAGAAAAAUCUCGAGUCGUUUUUCAAAACCAUGGAGAACGGAAUUUUCAUAUCUUCUACCAGCUGCUGGAAGGAGGUGAAGAUGACCUAUUAUCCUACUUGGGACUUGUGCGGACCCCCCAGGCAUAUUUUUAUCUAAAUCAGGGUCGGUGUGCCAAAGUGACUUCUGUUGAUGACAAGAAUGACUGGGAAACUGUGGUCAAAGCUUUCUCCAUCAUUGAUUUUAAUGAAACUGACUUGGAGAAUCUCUUUGGCAUUGUGGCCAGUGUCUUACACCUGGGAAAUGUUCACUUUGUCGAAGACGGGGAUGGAUGCGUCACUAUUCCUGACAACAGUCAGAUCCGAUGGAUAGCAAAGCUAUUAGGUAUUCACUUAUCAGCUCUUCAGGAAGCUCUGACAUAUAGAAAAAUUGAAGCCAAAUCAGAAGAGGUGUUAUGCCCAUUGAAUAUAGAUCUGUCGGUCUAUUCCAGAGAUGCGAUGGCUAAAGCUAUUUAUGGGCGGACCUUCACUUGGCUUGUCAACAAGAUCAAUGAGUCCCUAGCCAACAAGGACUUCACCCGAAAAACUGUAAUUGGAUUGCUUGAUAUCUAUGGAUUUGAAGUCUUUGAUAAGAACGGUUUUGAGCAGUUCUGUAUAAAUUACUGCAAUGAGAAACUUCAGCAGCUGCUAAUAGAGAUGACCCUGAAAGCAGAGCAAAUAGAAUAUGAGCUGGAAGGCAUCGAGUGGGAGCCGAUCCAAUACUUCAAUAACAAGAUUAUAUGCGACUUGGUGGAAGAGAAACACAAAGGAAUUAUUUCUAUUCUGGAUGAAGAAUGCCUGCGGCCUGGAACUCCUACAGAUCUGAGUUUCUUGGAAAAAUUGGAAGAGAAAGUAGGGAAACACGCUCACUUUCAAACCCGCAAACUCGCAGGUCCAAAGGCUAAAAAAAGGAUCAGUUGGCUGGAAUUCAGGCUUCUCCACUAUGCAGGAGAGGUCACCUACUGUGCUCGGGGAUUCUUAGAAAAAAACAACGAUCUCCUGUUCAGACAUCUCAAAAAGGUGCUCUGUGGGUCUAAAAACGGCAUUAUUAAAGAGUGCUUUCAUAUAGAAGAAUUAGAAAACAGGAAAAGGCCUAUAACGGUUGGAACUCAGUUCAAGAAUAGCGUGGCCAACCUCAUCAACAUCCUGAUGUCCAAAGAGCCUUCAUACAUUCGCUGCAUCAAACCCAAUGAGGGAAAAGAACCUAGUAAGUUUGAUGACUUCCUCAUAAGGCACCAGAUCAAGUACCUGGGUCUGAUGGAGCACUUGCGGGUGAGACGAGCUGGAUUUGCCUACAGGAGGAAAUACGAGCAUUUCUUGCAAAGGUAUAAAUCCUUGUGCCCAGAUACGUGGCCCCACUGGCAUGGUUCUCCGUUAGAAGGGGUAGAGAAGCUCAUCAAAUAUAUUGGUUACAAACCCGAGGAGUACAAAUUAGGGAGAACCAAGAUAUUCAUACGUUUCCCCAAAACUCUUUUUGCCACCGAAGACGCUUUCGAAUUUAGCAAACAUCAGCUAGUCGCAAAAAUCCAAAGCACAUACAAAGGUUGCCUAGAGAGGAGGAAUUACCUGAAAAAGAAGCAAGCAGCCAUUACACUUGAAGCCUACUGGAGAGGUGCCCUGGCUCGAAAGGAGAUCAAAAGGAGAAAAUGGGCUGUUCAGAUCAUCAGAAAGUUUAUAAGAGGGUUCAUCAGUCGAAAUAAGACUGUUUGUUCAGAAAAUGAAGAUUAUAUUAUCUUCGUGCGGAAGAAUUACAUCCUGAACCUGAGAAAGCACGUUCCCCAAAACGUAUUGGACAAGAGCUGGUUGAAGCCUCCGGCCAUGUUGGAAACUACUUCGGAAAUGCUGAAGAAACUCUGCACGAGGAACCUGGUGCGCCGGUAUUGUCGCGGGGUGACAGCUCGGAGGAAGGCUCAGAUGCAGCAGAAGGUGGUUGCGAGUGACCUGUUCCGAGGGAAGAAGGCUGGCUACCUGGAAAGUUUAGACCAGCCCUUUGCUGACAGCCGGAUCGAUGAGGCUGACAUUAAUCCCAAAGUCCUGCAGCUCCUCGGCAGCGAGAAAAUCCAGUAUGGCACUCCCGUGGUGAAAUACGACAGGAACGGAUUCAAAGCUCGACAACGGCAACUAAUCCUUACGGAGAAGGCGCUGUACGUGGUGGAACUUGCUAAAAUUAAGCAGAGAAUAGACUAUGAAUCAGUAAAAGGUAUUUCCACCAGCAAUCUGAAUGAUGGACUCUUUGUCAUCCACGUCUUCCCGGAGGACAACAAACAGAAGGGUGAUAUAAUUUUACUGUGUGAACGUAUCUUUGAAACGGUGACGAAGAUCUCCAUGGUGGCGAAGAAAGAGGGUCUAGUGCAGAUUGUUCAAGGAAGUUUACAAUUUUACAUCAGUCUGGGAAAAGAAGGCACCAUAAUUUUCAACACUGGACAGGAAGAGCAGAUCUAUAAAGACAAAGAUGGACAAUUAAUAGUGGUAACUAUUGUUGUGGUAAUAGUGAUAACGUCUGGGGAGGCUGACUAUCAGGUACACGGAGGCAAGCCAGAAAGAUCCAGCUGUUUGGGGUCCUCUGGCUCUUGGUCUGAAUCUGCUGGGAGCCCGAAAGGUCAGAUUCUUCCCUGGUCCAAUGGGGUGCCUGCCCCGCUUACUUCCAAAGGGUGUGGGAGAAUAUAAGCAUGACUGGUUUGAAAAGCUCGGUGUCUGGGGAGGGAGGAAAGGAUGCUGGCGAUGGCAGCGGGCCUUCACACACACCUUGGCGUGACAUUCUAGGUUGUCAAGAACCACAGGAAGUUAACUGUGGUUACUUAAUGACGAGCAGGAGCCAGCCACAUCCAUGAUACAGGAAGCACAGGGGAACAGAAAGCCCUGGUCCGAGACUAGAAACCUGUCUUCUGGUCUUGGGCUUGAUAAUUAUUCAACAUGUGUGACCCCUGACCCCUCUUCAUCUGCAAAAUGUAAACAUUAUACUUCCAGCACCUCCAGCGGGUUGUGAAAAGAUCCCUAAAGGUGAAAUAAAUGAGGAACAAUAGUGUGGCUUGGUUAACUGUCUUCUACACUGGGGCAGGGGGAAGAGACACAACCAUUUCCCUCUUUUAACUAAGUCUCCUUUCUCCCAUAGGUGUCAGUCCCGAUGAAAUCCUGAUAUGGGCCACGUUGGACCGUCGGGGAAAAGAAACACACGGACUCCCGUUGGACAAGAAUUCAACUUCAUGCCUAAAGCUGAGGAUGUUCUUGAGGAGCCGAACGUUCAACUUUCUGCCUCCUAUUUUAAUGGGGGACAGUCACUUUCCGCUAGAUUAGACCCCUCCACUCUAGCUAGUCUUUCCAAACAAAGCCUCUUGAAUGUUUUCACGGUACUUAAUGCGCGCUUGACUUUCCCCUUCCCUCGAGUAAUUCUGGGGCCUGAAAAGUGCCUUCCAGCCCUCCUGCUGCCUCCUCACUGGCAACCUCCCAAGUGGGACUACUUUUUUUGUGGCCCGGGGAAUGGCCAGCCCCGAGACUGGGAUGGAGAGACCACGCUGGAAAUGUGGGGUGGGGAUGAGGUGGCUGAGUACACAAUCGGACAAUUAGUAAGAGAAAGAUUUUACAGAGCUGCAAACAUGGAGUUUUAGGCUUUAAAUAAAUGGGGCCCAGAACACUUGAGGAGUUGCUUAAAUAGCUCCUCUGAAGGCCAUUUCCGUAGUCCCAGCUCUCAGCUGGAAGGCAGGGAUUGUGGAAAAUCUACCAAGGAUGUGACAACAUGGCAGAUCAACAUGUCUUUGCUCCUUUAGUACAGCGGUGUUUUGACCCAAGACUCCCCAACGGCCUUGCACCAAACCUCUCCCAGCCCCAAGGCCUCUGAGCUAUUAGAAUGCAAACCCUGGCUUCAAUGGGCUCGAAACAGCUAGAAAACAGGGACCGGAUAGCCGUAUGUACAAGUCCUUUAUAUCAUUUUUAUUCUGCAUAUAUAUUUCUGUAGAGACAAAUGCUUGUAACUCAAACACUGAAUACUUCUAAAACAAAACAAAACACAAGCAUUUUAUGCAUAGCUUUAAGGGGCCACACAAUUAGUACGAGACAUCUGAAUGUGCGCAAGUGAUAUUUUUGGUGACUCUAGUUAAAAGUGAACCUCGACAGGAAAGGAUUUCACUAUAGCAACUCUACUCUGAAUCUCGCCCAUUCUCCCCUCCACAGUCCUGGUCCAUGAUGUGCUCAUGGCUCAGAUGUGAUCCACAAAUGCUCAGGGUUUCAGGAUCUGUCAGUUUUUCCCAAGGAUACAGAAACACAUGUUAGAAAAGACUGGAUGAAGAGCUAAAGUGACCAUUGUGCUCCUACGUGGCUCAGAAAGUCCACUCUUGCGGGCAGC